This is a messenger RNA of Eupeodes corollae, 2205 nucleotides long. Its product is annotated as neprilysin-4-like. Lineage: Eukaryota; Metazoa; Arthropoda; Insecta; Diptera; Syrphidae. Gene Ontology annotation, biological process: protein processing. The record is from RefSeq and is a predicted model, not a curated record. Gene Ontology annotation, molecular function: metalloendopeptidase activity. Gene Ontology annotation, cellular component: plasma membrane. The transcript has a single exon. Bases 49 to 2181 code for a protein of 710 amino acids.
UUUAAUUUUCCACAUUCCUCGGUUGUAUUAAAUCUCUUAGAUCGAAGAAUGAAGCUCAAGUUUUUUGUAAUUAUUUCGAUCUUUUUUAACAACUAUGAAUUAAAAUUUAGUUCGGCUUCUCCUACUCUCAUAAUCGAACAACAAGAAAUCUGUAAUGAUGCCGGCGGCGGCGGCGGCGGUGGUGGAAGCAACGCAGGGCAAGGUGAUACUAUUUCAUUGUUCCGUGAAUCAUACGCCAGACGAAUGAAAUCCUACAUGAACACUUCGGUUAAUCCUUGUGAUGACUUCUACGCAUACGCUUGUGGAAACUACCCGAAUGUCAUAGAACAGAUUGAACUAACUCGGAAGCAGAAUAGUUUGUAUGAUUUAACACAUUCAAUGGACAAAAUAAUUGAUAACAUUCUUCAGAAGAAACGUCAACCAAACGAAGAGUAUUACGAGGAGCUGCAAAAAGCCAAACGCUAUGUGGAAAUCUGUGACAGUGCUGACAUCUUUCCUUUGACUCCAAGUAAAGAGUAUCUUGAAAUAAUCAAAAGUAUUGGAGGCUUUCCUGCGGUGGAUAAGACUUGGAAUGCAUCGACAUUCGACUGGUUUAACAUGACCGCACAUCUUCUGCGAUAUGGCGUUGUUGGCCUGGUGCAGGAGGAGAUAUUUAUGAGAUACCCUUUCCCGCCGAUGUACGAGAUUGGUAAAUUUGGUUUUGGAUUUGAUGUCUAUUCAGAUAACAUUGGGACAAAUGACUCUUUGGGAUACGUGCACAAUGUUGAAAUGAUGAAAAGACUUCUCAACAUCUAUGGAGUUGUAGGCUCAAAAGCUGACAAGGUAAUCGAUGAAGUGAUUGAGUUUUGGAAAGAAGCCUUGAUCUUCCAAAACAAGGCCAAAGAUGGAUGCAGUGAGUUCGAGGAAGACGAAUCGGAAAAGAAAAAAUUCGAACAAUGGGACUCGUUAUUCGAUAUAGCUUGGAAUCGAACUGGUUCAUCAACAUUCGAAUAUAGUCCUUGUCCGUGUGAUUUCUAUUUUAUCGAACUCGAUGAAAUGUCGAAAAAAAAGGCCCAAGCUUUUGCUAAUUAUAUGGCUUUGAAAUUUCUCUUCAAAAUGCAUCCACAGAUAAAUUCGGCAAAGUACCAACACCAACAUUGUGUGACACAAGUGAGGCAAGCCUUACCAAUGGUUUUGACACAUUUCUAUAUCAAAGAGCACUUCAGCAAGGAGAUACAUCAAGAAGUUGAAGAAAUGAUUGUAGAACUUGUAAGAAGUUUCAUAGAUUUAAUUCAAUCUAAUGAUUGGUUGGACGAACCAACGCGGUUCGGAUUGCUAGACACGCUCAUGAAUCUCAAUGCCAGCAUUGGUCAAAUAGUUGACCCUAUUACCGAUGUCUAUGUCAUGGAAACCAAGAAACUCAACCUCACCAACAACUAUGCUCUAAACAAUCUUGAACUAUCUAAAUUUCAGGUGGACUUAAAUCACUUCGCUUAUUUAAACUAUGAAAAUAUCAACAGUACAGUGUCAUUGGAAGUCUUAAAAGCCAUUGCUGUAAAUGCCUUCUACGAUAACACCGAACACCAGAUAAAUGUCCUAGCAGGAAUACUUUUCCCCCCAAUUUAUCAUCGAGAUCUUCCAAAAUCCAUAAAGUAUGGUGGACUUGGCUUCAUCCUAGGUCAUGAGAUCGUCCACAGUCUCGAUCCGAGAGGACGUUCGGCUGAAAAACAUUUCAAGGAAAUCCAUUCAUGGUCAGUGAAGUCAAAAAAAUCCAUGAAACAUAACUCCCAAUGCUUUAUCGAGCAUCAUAGUAAUUUUACUGUUCCAGAAUUAAAUAUCAAACUCGAUGGUAAGGAAUCUUUGACAGAGACAGUUUGCGAUAGUGGUGGACUGAGAGGAGCAUUGAAUGCUUUUAGAAGUGUCACUAAGAUAGCAUUGAAAAAUCACGAGAAGGACUUCGAAAACACUGAGUCAAUGCCUGGAUUAAAUCUUUCUCCAGAUCAAACAUUCUUUGUUAAUUUCGCUCAAAUCUACUGCGCCAAAUACGAACCCAGGCAUUAUUGGAGUGAAUUGUAUGCUGGCUAUCCAAUGGAUAAAUAUCGUGUGACUUUGCCAUUGCAGAAUUUCGAUGAGUUCUCAAAGGUCUUCGGAUGUCCAUCGGACAGUCCAAUGAAUCCACAGAAGAAGUGUCGAAUGUGGUAGAAUAAAGUUCUUGUAUUAUUUAAA